AUGUCUUCAUUCUUCUCAUCCAGGUCUAAAUCGCAGGUCCGAGUUAGUUCACAAUUCAACAAAAGCUCCAACGAAAGGUUUGGUGACUUUGAGAAUAGAAGCCGGCUAUCAUUCUCCAAGAUGCGGAAGAAAAGGCCGCCUCCAAUCAAUAUUGCGGUGGCUGGAAAUGUUAUCAUCACAAAUGCCACCCCGACAUCCCAAGUGAUAUAUGCAGAUAUGCCAUGGUCAGCCUCAAACCCCCCGACUCCCCGCGCAAACGUUUGCUCCAACCCGGGAUGUAUGGCUCGAGAGACGAUGCCCAUGAGCUCACCUGUGGAUGCUCAAUUCAGGUUGAACAGCCCAAAUGCAUCCUGUAACUGCCGGCAGUACAUUCAGUCAACACCAUCAAACCCGUCUUACAUCUCUCCUCAUCAUGCGUGCUUCUCAGCAGCAGAGCUUCCAGGUUCAUUUGCAUCUCCCAAGAGCAGCGUUGAGCUUGAUGCACCCACAACGCCAACGAGGCUCACAUUCGAUCAUCUGGACGAGCAUAUAUUGGACUCCCCCCCGAACUUGACGUUGAGUCCAAAGACUGAGCCGACGCAAUCAACCAGGCAAGGCCGUUACCCGUUCGGUCAGUUAAUAGAAACAGAGCCAACUCGCAACGGGAAAUCCCUGAGACAGAUGGAUUACGAUGAGCUCAUGGCUAUUCUCCCGGAUCUUACCCAGGGUCAAGUCAAGACGUACUGGAAUCCAGCCAUUCGCAAAGAGCUUGAGGGAGAAAAUCGUCAACAAACCAGGUCUGCCCCUGCUGCUAGAUCAAGUAGAUGGAGUGAACGUGUAAGAACUAGCCAGUCCGACUUCCAUAUUUUAUCCAGACGACUAACACUUCGGUACAUAGAACGAGGUAUCGGAAGGCGGAGAAGACCCUGA
Trichophyton rubrum CBS 118892 is the source of this 909-nucleotide messenger RNA. RefSeq lists its product as uncharacterized. Bases 1 to 909 code for a protein of 302 amino acids. The transcript has a single exon. The record is from RefSeq and is a predicted model, not a curated record. Lineage: Eukaryota; Fungi; Ascomycota; Eurotiomycetes; Onygenales; Arthrodermataceae.